CGUUACCUUUUCUAACAUAUCUUUGUAAUAAAAGACUAAAGCCAUCAAUACACUGCGUUCAAUAGUAGAAAAAAUAGCAUAGAUAGUGCGGAUGUUGAGUAAAUAAAAUGAUCGCUGUAUUGACGGCAUGUUUGUUUUUGUAAUCCUUGUGCGCGCUCUGAAUUGCAUCAGCAAAAGCGCGCGCGAAAACUGUGUUCGGCCACCUUAACAGAGUAGAGUAAGCCCUCAAUCCCGGAUUAUUUGGAACUCUUCUUUACCGGUCCCCUUGCUCAUUUGCCUUCUCCUUGGGGUAAUUAUCAAUUUGCCCUCUUUGUUUACUUAUAAGCCUUUCCCAUGGGCCCCCAAACCACCACCACUUCCAAUCAACCGCCAUGAUUUAAAGGUGUCAUUAAUCUUGGACUUUGCUGAUGUGUUUUGAAGUUUUGAACAACCGGGCCGGAGUAUGAAAGCUAUGAAAUCUCUCUCUCUCUCUUCUUGUCAGAUCUAUCAUGUAACCUGGUGGGAAUGAAUGAUUCAAGAAAAGAUGAAAUAGGAGACGCUGAUCUGGAGCAUGAAGCUCGUUUUCCUUUGCGACAAAGAUCACGUUUAGUUUUUGCUGCGUGGCGGACGUAAAACGGAAGAGGAGGCGAGUAAUUAUGGGGGAUUGGAGAGAGACAGGGCCAGUGUGAGAGCCCGCGAUAUUCAUAUCGGCCAGUGGUAAAACAAACAAAAACAAAAUGGCGGCCGGUUUUAGCGGAGCUCUCCAGUUGACAGAUUUAGACGAUUUUAUCACUCCUUCACAAGAAUGUAUCAAGCCAGUGAAGGUGGAGAAAAAGCCAGGCCAGUUAGCAAAAAUUAAGAUUGAAGAUGAUGGAAGUUAUGUUCAGCUGUCUGAGGGUGGAGAGAGGACCAAACUUCAAAGAGCACAGAUAACACUAAAUGACUGCCUGGCUUGUAGUGGUUGUAUAACAUCGGCAGAAAGUGUCCUGAUAACACAACAGAGUCAAGACGAGUUGUACAAGAUUAUAGAAAACAACCACAAACUUGCCAAGGAAGGAAAAUCUUAUGGGCAGAAAGUGAUUGUAGUCUCAGUUUCCCCACAGUCACGAGCUUCAGUUGCAGCAAAGUUCAGAUUAGAUGUUACAGAAACUGCCAAAAAGUUGACAACAUUUUUUAAAGAUUUAGGAGUUCACCAUGUUUUUGACACUACCUUUUCUAGAGAUUUUAGUCUUGUAGAGAGUCAGAGAGAGUUUGUUCGGAGAUUGAAGAGUCAACAAUCAGGGGAGAAGGAAGUCAUCCCUAUGUUGGCAUCUGCUUGUCCAGGUUGGGUAUGUUAUGCUGAAAAGACUCAUGGUAGCUACAUUUUACCUUACAUCAGCACAACAAAAUCUCCCCAGCAAAUCAUGGGCUCUUUAGUGAAGAACUACUUUGGGGCAUCACUAGGGAAAAGACCAGAUGAUAUUUACCAUGUGACGAUUAUGCCAUGUUACGAUAAGAAGCUUGAAGCCUCCAGAGAGGACUUCUAUAACGACAUAUAUCGCACAAGAGAUGUGGACUGUGUUAUAUCUACAAUUGAACUGGAAAAGAUGUUUGAGGAAAAAGGUGUGCAGUUCAGCGAGCUUGAGAAUGCAGACCUGGAUCAGUUGUUCUCAAGUGUUGAUGGAAGUGAACUUGUCAGCCAUUCUGGAGGUGGCUCGGGAGGCUACCUGGAACAUAUCUUCACAUUCGCUGCUAAAGAGUUAUUUGGCCAGGAUGUAGACAACAUAACUUACAAGACGCUCAGAAACAAAGACUUCAAAGAAGUUACCUUACAGGUGGACGGAAAAGAAGCCCUUAAAUUCGCGGCAGCUUAUGGUUUUAGAAAUAUUCAGAAUCUGGUUCAGAAAAUAAAGCGUGGCAAGUCCCCGUAUCAUUUUGUUGAGGUCAUGGCGUGCCCGUCAGGCUGUCUCAACGGAGGUGGUCAGAUAAGGCCUGGUGACGGGGAAACUUCAAAGGAGCUAAUAAGUCGACUAGAUGAACUGUACAACUCGCUCAGAUCACGAAAGCCAAGUGAAAAUCCAGCGAUGGUGAAGUUAUACAAAGAGUGGCUGGACGGUGAAUCCUCUGAAAAGGCUAAAGAGAUGCUUCACACAAAAUACCACGAGGUUGAAAAGCUGAACACAGCGCUGAAUAUAAAAUGGUGACAAGGAAGAUUCUCGACGUGUUCCCCAUGCCCCAGCGGAAAUGUCACAAGGGAUCAUGCGCAGCCAGGAACGCUUAUGUGUUCUGGUAUAACCAGUCAGAAGAACAACUACCUGAUUUUCACCGGGACGCCGAGCCCCUUUCUCAGCCCGCCGCUGUCGUGAGGAACAGUGAUGACGUGAACUCGUACGACAGGCUGACGAGUUCACUUUUUUC
Messenger RNA from Orbicella faveolata, 2376 nucleotides. Its product is annotated as putative cytosolic Fe-S cluster assembly factor v1g210509. Lineage: Eukaryota; Metazoa; Cnidaria; Anthozoa; Scleractinia; Merulinidae. The record is from RefSeq and is a predicted model, not a curated record.